UCAGUGCUCCGAACACCCACAUGUUCAUUGGUUUGAUGUAUGAUACAAGUGAUGAAAAAUUCAGAUGGUUGGAUAAUGAAAUUCUUACGUGGGCAGCAUGGGAUAGUGGAGAACCUAAUUGUAUGCAGGGUACUAACCCCCUAAGUAAUUGUCAGAGUAAAAAGGAAAACUGUGUACGCUUGACAGGUGGUUAUAAAUUGAGAACAGUUGAUUGUAAAUUCAAGUACUACAUACUUUGUAGUAAAGAUAUUCCUACGACCACAACACCAACAACUCGGAUAUCUACAACCGUAACAACGACAGAAGCAGAAACAAGCACUCAGGUAGAAACAACAACGCCUGUAGAAACAACAUCUCUAGAAACAACCACGUUUCCAGAAACAACUACGCCUGUAAAAACACAAUCUCGAGGAACAACCAAGUUACCAGAAACAACUACGCCAGUUGAAACACAAUCUCAAGGAACAACCUCGUUUCCAGAAACAACUAUGCCAGUUGAAACACAAUCUCAAGGAACAACCAAGUUACCAGAAACAACUACGUCAUCCAAAACAAACGCGUUUUCAGAAUUUAUGAUAUCUUUAGAAACGGCAUCAACGGAAUAUGAUUUUCUGUCCUCCCGAGCAGAAAUCGCUAGCUCAUAUUCUAAAUUGCUGACAACAUCGACCACGACUGACACGUCAUUAUCGCCUGUAAUAAAAUCGUCAACAGCUAUUGCGAUGCAAUGUAUGUGUCCCAAAAGUACAACGUCAAAUAAAUGGUUGUUCAUUCAAGAUAUGAAUCUUACAAUAUCAGAAUUAAGAAAGAUCGUUGAAGAAGACUUUGAAAAAAAUAUAAAACAUGAAAUUACUGUAAAUACAAAUGCUUUAUCUAAAACACUAAGACAAAAAACGUCUGCUCCAGAUUAUAGGAAGUCCUCCUCCUCGUUAGGCUGGCUUUCAAUUACAAUAAUAACACUUCCAGUGGUAUUAAUGGUAUCGAUGGACAUUAUCAACAUUUUUCAAAAAAGUGAAGAUUGAAUGAAAUUAUAUUUUUAAAUGAACAGAUCAUGUAAAAACAACGGAUACAUCGCAUGAACUCCACAGGGUAAGCAUCUCCUGCUACGAAUGCAUUAUCUGCUAUUCAAAAUUUUACGAUAGGGAAUAAGGCAAAAUCGGUUAAUACACAGGUCAGACAAAUUUUAUGAUAUAUUUUGUAUGAUCUAGAACCGCGAUAUCAUGUCACUCCGAGCUUGGACACAAGACAAAUCGUAACAGGCAAACUACUCGUAAUGGUGAAUGUAAAACUUGUGUAGUUUCGAUAUCAUUAAACUUGUCAACAUACAGUGAACGCCAAUGUCUAUAACUCUUCAAUUGCAAUAGCCUAAACCAGAUGUGUUUAAACUGAAGAUAGACUAUCAAAUAUGUGCAACAUCAAUUUAUUAAAAGAAUAAUAAAAAAAGACUUGGAACAUGCGCAUUAAGACUACAUACAAGGUUAUGCAGAUAAUAUAUAUGAUUUAAAAUCUGAAAACACUUACAUACAUCACAAAUUUUGAAUUAUAGAACAAAAAAGUCUGACCUCAGUUGUUAAUUUACAUUCUAACUAACUAUGUCCAAAGGUUUCAUACAGGUAUUUUGAUAGACAGUUAAAUUUAUAUUACAACCAAAAUAAAGACAAUUUCAAUAAAUCCGACGAGGACAUUUUUAACGCUACAUAUCAAAAUAAAUAAGAUGUGAUAUGAGUGCCAAUGAGACAACUCUCCAUCUAAGUCACAAUGUUUAAAAAGUUAACAAUUAUAGGUCAAAGUACGGCCUUCAACACGGAGCCUUGGCUCACACCCACUGAAAAGGGCCCCAAAAUGACUAGUGUAAAACAAUUCAAACAGGAAUACCAACGGUCUAAUCUAUAUAAAAAACGGGAAACGAGAGACAUCUAUGAACCACACAAACAAACGACAACCAUUGAACAACAGGCUCCUGACUUAGCAAAGGUGAAUAAAAUGCAACGGGUUUAAACGUUUUAACAGGCGCCAUCCUUCACCCUAACCUGAAACAGUAGUGUAGCAUUACAACAUAAACAGACACACUAUAAAAUAUCAAUUGAAAUGGAUUAACUCGAUCAAAAAGACAUUUAAAUAAAAACAAGUAAACAUACACUGAACGAAUAAGUUUGAUCUAUGACUUAAUACAAAUACAAUAUUAAAACGUCAAGUGGUCUAGGGGGCUGGUCAUAGAACAGAUGUCGUUGCCACGAUAUAACGCUGAGAGAAGAGCAAUAUUUUGCUAUGGCAAAUCAGAUUAUUAAAUUUCAAACAAAGUACUAUAAUAAAAUUGUGGUAUA
Mytilus californianus (California mussel) is the source of this 2321-nucleotide messenger RNA. Its product is annotated as mucin-17-like. The transcript has 2 exons. Lineage: Eukaryota; Metazoa; Mollusca; Bivalvia; Mytilida; Mytilidae. The coding region runs from base 21 to 1019 and encodes 332 amino acids. The record is from RefSeq and is a predicted model, not a curated record.